AUGAGGGGGCAGCCCCCGGGGCGCAGCCCACACCCCGCAGGGCUCGUCCUUACCUGCAGCGAAGCACCCACUGUGUGCCGGCCUGUCGAGGGCGCAGACGCGGAGCCGAGGCGCCCUGCCCGCUGGGCCCUCGGCGAGCACAGGAGGAUGGAGAGAGGGAGGGAUUCCACACUGGUUGGGGGACCGUGGCAGCAGGAGCCAGACCGGCUGUGCAGUGAGCUUCUGGGACACAGCCCGGGGGAAGGCGGCCUGCCUCUGAGCUCCGGGGCCCUCGCACAGCUGGGCCUGGGUGGCCGGAGACUCAGGGAAUGUGGCUACAAGUUCAGAGCUUAUUGUGUGGCCAGUGGCCCCCAGGGCGCCUCGGCGGUGGCUCAGCCCAGCCUCGGCCCGGGCCUUGGCCCUGAUGCACUGGGAGUCGGCACGCCCCGGCUGGCGGUGCCUCUGGGCCUGGACGUCUCGGCACCCGUGGCUGCAGACAGGACGCAGGGUGCCCCCAGCGUGCUGUGUGGCCUGGACGUGACCACGGUCGUGUGGGGACCAGCCCUCCCCCCCGGGGGCCCCUGCUCCAUGCCCAGCCGUGCGCUGGGUGCAGGGGAGACGGGAUGGGCCAGCCGCCCCUGCCCACACACGGCCGGUCCCAUUGGGGAGCGAGUGACAGCAGCUGGAUCCAACCUAGCAGAGGAGCCCGUUGCCAAAAGCCCAGCCAGGCGAGAGAGAGCCGAGGUGCUGGGAGUCAGGACGGUGGUUCUCGGGGGCCCGGGGACGAAAUACACAAGUGGCGGAGAGAGUCGGGAGAUGAGUUUCCGGCCAGAUGAGCAGUCUGCACUUCAGAGCCUCGUGGAGCCCGGGCCGCUGACUUGCGGCAGGUCGCUGUCGGCCGCCCCUUGGCCGACACGCGGGAGGUCGGCGCAGCCUGGAGCCACGCAGGGCUGCCUCUCUGUGGGCUGCCAGGCGGUCUCAGAAAGCUGGCAGGAGAGGCGUGCAGGCGCAGAGAGUGACAAGGCGCUCGUGGAUGCUGCCCCGGCCCGGGUCUCACCUCCGGCCGGCUGUUACCUGCCCUACGAAGCCCUGAGCGCACAGGGCCAGAGACAGACGGAGACGUGUGCACGGGAGACGCCUCACAAGCACGCCCAGGCUCCCAGAGGCGGCGGAUGGCGGGGUGCCUGCUUCACAGAUGAGGAGGCUGGGCCUCCGGGCACAGUGGUCAUGGCUGAGCGACAAGCCCCAGAGUCAAGGAAGGACUGGAAGCAGGCCCUGGCCAACCCGUGUGGCCCUGACAGGCGCCUGGUGUGGGACUCCGCAGCGUGCGGGGGUCCUGAGCGGGUGGUGUCCUUCCUGCCGGAGGAACCCUCGUCCCAGUCCUCCGGGCCCUUCUGGGCCGAGCGGCGUGGCCCGCGCGGGGAGUGGACUCGCAGGAAGCCCGCGUCUUUCCCAGAUCCGCCCCCGGCAGAGACGGCUCCUCCUGCUCACUCAGCGGGUGCCCCUCUCGGCCCGUUCGGGGGUCUCCAGAUAAAGCCGCCCCCUCAAAGGCCACCGGCCACCCCAGGCUCGGCAGAGGGCUGUGAAACCUGUGUCCCUUCCCAGUCGUCCCCGCCGCCCGUCUCCUGGCCGUGGAGACCGCGCCCCCAGCACAGCGAGCGCCGCGGCAGCUUGCUUAACCAACAGAGCACUGGGGAAACGAUGCCAUGUGACUUCCAAGUCAGGGUCAGACGACGUUUUGCAGCCCUCCUGCCCCACGGCCGUGCUAGGACAUCCCGGGAGCCCUCGGCCGUGCGUCAGUCUAGCUCCCCGGAGAGCACGCCACUGGGAAGGAUGGAGCGCAGCCAGCUCAGCUCCGGGCACCGCAGGGGCGCUGGCGGCCGGGGCAUGCCCAGGGCAGGGCUCGGGGAAUCACUCACCAGCGGGGUGCAGGAGGCAGGCUUAUGUUACAGCGGAGGAAGCCGAGGCUGGGGAGAGGACGGCCAGCUGGCGCAGAGGAUGAGCCGUCGGGGGCACCCCUGGGUCUGA
Messenger RNA from Rangifer tarandus platyrhynchus (Svalbard reindeer), 2007 nucleotides. The record is from the annotation of a GenBank genome assembly. NCBI's taxonomy places the organism in Eukaryota, Metazoa, Chordata, Mammalia, Artiodactyla, Cervidae.